This is a messenger RNA of Labrus bergylta (ballan wrasse), 748 nucleotides long. RefSeq names its product bouncer (gene bncr). NCBI's taxonomy places the organism in Eukaryota, Metazoa, Chordata, Actinopteri, Labriformes, Labridae. The record is from RefSeq and is a predicted model, not a curated record. Gene Ontology annotation, cellular component: membrane. Gene Ontology annotation, biological process: sperm-egg recognition.
CGAGGAGGCGUGGCCUGUUCAGGAAGGUCUGGAGUCAGUGAGUGUGGAAUUCAGCAGGAGAAGCUCUGAAAGGUUUUUUCCAGUUUUAUUGAAGUUAAGAUCUUAAAAAUGCACAGGCUGAACACGUUGCUGCUUGUGCGUGUUGCCGUGUUGUGGUUCUACCUCCUCCUUCCCUCCCUGCUCGGUGACAACAUGGUGUGCUACUACAGCCCCGUCUUGGAGAAGGAGAAGAAGUUUGAGCUCAUUGCGACUGUGUGCCCUCCUGAGGAGCUGUGCUUCAAGGCCGAUGGUCGCUACGGAAACCACAGCGCCCUGUCUGCCAGGGGCUGCAUGGCGAAGAAGGACUGCGGCCAGGUGCACAAGCUGCGCCUCAAAGGAACCGUCUUCACCAUGAGCUACAACUGCUGUAAUGAGGCAUACUGUAACUCCAGCCCAGGGAUGGCAGCCACAUCCCUCUACAUCACAGUAACACUGAUGACUUUACUUGUGAUGGCCCGGGGCUUUUGAAUUACAGACUCCUUUGCGUUCAUGUCAUUAGGAAAAAUGUGUACCUAGUUUACAUGCAUCUCUGCAGCCUCAGCAUGGAGCAAUGCAGAGGGUCUGCAGUGGUUGCACACUCAGUACUAAGACACUGAGAUGUGCACCAAGGAGAUGCUGGAGAAUCAACUUCGAUUUUUAAAGUUACAAAUAUGUAAAUAUACUGUAUUUAUCUUUUAAUAUCAUAAAUAAACAUUUAAGUAAGAGAUUG